Molecule: messenger RNA, 1200 nt
Organism: Yarrowia lipolytica CLIB122
Lineage: Eukaryota; Fungi; Ascomycota; Dipodascomycetes; Dipodascales
Biological process (GO): NADP+ biosynthetic process; NAD+ metabolic process
Molecular function (GO): NAD+ kinase activity
Source: RefSeq, a predicted model, not a curated record
AUGCGACUACUCAUCCGCCGAACCGGUAUAACACGGCCCCACAGCGUGCAAGCGCGCCGAUCCACAUGGAUUCGGCUUCUCUCGACCGAGAUAUUGCAUGCAGAACUGCUUCCCGACCGCCAGUCGCCCCACUACGUCCAGGAGUCGACCUCUCUGUCAUCUCUGGUGUGGGACAAGCCUCUGGAAAACGUUCUGAUCGUCAAAAAACCCUGGGACCACAAUGUGCGCGAGUCGCUCAUCCAGAUGGCAUCUCACAUCCAGCGCCGGUACCCCCGAGUCAACAUUCUGGUGGAGGAACAUGUGGCCGACGAGGUCCAGAAGCAGAUUGGAGCCGCAGGCGUGACCGCCAUCCACACGGGGCCAGGAGAGGUGCUGAGAAACAAGACGGAUCUGCUCGUGACUCUGGGAGGCGACGGAACUAUUCUACAUGCCACCUCCAUGUUUGCUUCCGGAGAAGUGCCGCCGGUGCUGUCCUUUUCGCUGGGGACUCUGGGUUUCCUGCUGCCGUUUGAUUUCAAGGACUUCAAAACUGCAUUCGACAUGGUGUACUCGUCGCAGGCCUCGGUGGUCAACCGCGCCCGCCUAGCAUGUCAGAAAAUGUCCAUUCGCAAGGAAAUCACCCACUUGCCCUCCCAAUCGCACAUUGAACACAACUCAACCCAUGUCUACGGCAAUCCCGACGACUACAAUCUUAGCCCACUAACCUACGCCAUGAACGACAUCAACAUCCACCGUGGAGCUGAGCCGCAUCUCACCAAGCUCGACAUCCACGUUGACGGCGAGUUCAUCACCCGAGCCAUUGCUGACGGUGUCACCAUCGCCACACCCACGGGCUCCACGGCCUACUCGCUGUCGUCUGGCGGCUCCAUUGUGCAUCCCCGAGUCGCCUGCAUUCUGCUGACCCCCAUCUGUCCGCGAUCGCUGUCAUUCCGGCCUCUCAUUUUCCCAGCCACCUCCAAAAUAUGCAUCACCGCCUCGUCCGAAUCUCGAGGUAGAGGCGCCGAGCUGUCUGUCGACGGAAUCGCCAAGGGUCUGGUUCGACCCAGCGACAAGAUUCUGGUCGAAAGCGAAACCGGCCACAACUCGGGCAUCUGGUGCGUGGCCAAGACAGACAGAGACUGGGUCAGUGGCCUCAACGGGUUACUGGGCUUCAAUAGCAGUUUUGGCAAGGGCGGGGAGGCGUCAGGCGAUGUUGCUUAG